AUUCUCUGUGUAACACCAUGCUCAUUACUGGGCCCCCCAGGCGUGGGGAAGACGGCGGCGGUGUACGCCUGCGCUCAGGAGCUCGGCUUUAAGGUGUUUGAAGUGAAUGCCUCCUGUCAGCGCAGCGGGCGGCAGAUCCUGGCUCAGCUUAAGGAAGCCACCCAGUCCCACCAGGUGGACCAGCAGGGAGUCAAUGCACACAAGCCAUGCUUCUUUACCAGCUACACCUUGGGGAAAUCUCCCAGGAAGAUGCACUCUCCGAAGGCCGUGGUAUCCUCUCCUAGGAAGCCUCCCAUGUCACCCAGAGGAGGGAAGAAGGGUCUGGCCCCCCAGUCACUGGCCAACUUCUUCAAAGCUGCACCAAAGCAGAAGAGUGAUGAGCGGAAGGCAGCACCAGACCCCUGCAAAGCGGUGCUCACAAUCUCCGAUGGGAAGACUUGCAAACAUAAAGCUGUAAAAGCUGUCAUCUCUGACAAG
Staurois parvus is the source of this 477-nucleotide messenger RNA. The record is from the annotation of a GenBank genome assembly. Lineage: Eukaryota; Metazoa; Chordata; Amphibia; Anura; Ranidae.